Messenger RNA from Symbiodinium pilosum, 1177 nucleotides. Lineage: Eukaryota; Dinophyceae; Suessiales; Symbiodiniaceae. The record is from the annotation of a GenBank genome assembly.
AUGCAGGUGCUAGCACGAGAGGAUGACGCCAUCACGCGCUUCGUAGUUGACCAGUUGCUAAGCAAGGGCCAGCGUCGUGCAGCUGCCCUAGCAGAGGCAUCCCAGCUCGCUGCGCCAGCAGAAGCAGACAGCAACAGGGCAUCCCUUGGGACGCUCUGCGAGGAUGCAACGGAGCUGGCGACAGCAGAGGAGCGCAGGAUGGAAGCAACCACGAAGCUGCAGGCAUGGGUCCGCGGCAGGCAAGUGAGGCAAAGAAGAGCGCGAAUGGAGAAGAGUGCUAUCUCUCUGCAGAGGGCCUUCCGAAGGCUCCGUGGCUCGCAAGGUUGGAGGAAGCACUCAGCAGCUGUCGGGGUGGCAUCUGGCCAACGCAGGGAGUGGGCCAUGGAGUUUCAGAAGGCUGCAGACGCAGGUGGUUUGAAAAGAUCGGGCUUUCUUCAGGCCCUCAGAGGUGCAUGCGGGGACAAGGCGUCUGAAGCUCAGGCGGCAAUGCUGUGGGCUGGCUUCCUGGAGCAACAUGAGGCGGGUGAGCUCAUGUUGCUCUCAACUUUCUGGGCCAUUUGCGAGGCUGUUCUGAAGGGAGAUGUCUGGGCAGCGGAGUUUGCCGGACUUGCAGAGGAGGAAUACAGAGACUGCAGUCGCUUGAUUCCCAUCGCUGAGCCCGAGGUGCCAGCACUGCACGAGAACCACGACGCAACCUGCUUCGUCCGCAAUCUCAGCGCACAUCAUCACCGCAAAGCUUUGAUCGAUUCAUCUGAGUGCACCGCGACUGAAGGGCUCUGGUUGCUUCGGAACGCAGCGGCCACAGUGGCCACCAAGUUGCAUGCGUUGGCUCGUGGCAGGCAAGUUAGACGACGAAUCGCACAGAUGGAGAAGAGCGCCAUCACUUUGCAGCGGGCCUUCCGAAGGCUCCGGCGAUUGGAAGGUUGGAGGAAGCAAUCGGCAGCUGUCGGGGUGGCAUCUGGCCAACGCAGGGAGUGGGCCAUGGAGUUUCAGAAGGCUGCAGGCAAAGGUGGUUUGGAGAAGUCAGCCUUUCUCCAGGCAAUCAGAGGCGCAUGCGGGGAGAAGGUGUCUGAAGCUCAGGCGGCAAUGCUGUGGGCCGGAUUUCUCGAACAGCGCGAGGCCGAUCAGCCAAUGAUGCUCUCAACUUUCUGUGCCAUUUGCAUGGCCGUUCUGAAGG